AUGGCCCGACGAACAUGGGAAGUGGCAAACAAAAUCGAUACAGUCGAUAAACCUUUUGAGAUAAAUGAUGCGGAGCAGACGCAAAUGCGCAAUGCAAAACCUUGGGAAAAGGACCCGCACUAUUUUAAAGAAGUGAAAAUCUCGGCGGUUGCCCUGAUCAAAAUGGUCACACAUGCUCGUAGGGGAGGAAAUCUUGAGGUCAUGGGCUUGAUGCAAGGUCAUAUCGACGCUAAUACUUUUGUUGUUACAGAAAGCUUUGCUCUACCGGUUGAGGGAACGGAGACUCGAGUCAACGCCCAAGCACAGGCCUACGAGUAUAUGACCAAUUAUGUCGAAAUGGGUGAACAGGAAGGACACAAGCAUAAGGUACUCGGCUGGUACCAUUCACAUCCAGGAUACGGUUGCUGGCUUUCGGGUAUUGAUGUUUCAACACAGUCAACAAAUCAACAGUAUUUGGAACCUUGGGUCGCUGUGGUUAUUGAUCCUUUGCGUACUAUGAGUGCUGGAAAAGUUGAUAUUGGUGCCUUCCGAACCUACCCAAAGGGAUAUAAACCACCAGAUGAGCGUGGUAGCAGCGCCAAUGAAUAUCAAAGUGUUCCUUUGCACAAAAUUGAAGAUUUUGGAGUCCACUGUAAAUCUUACUACCCAUUGGACGUCACUUUCUUCAAAAGCGCUCUUGAUGAUAAGAUGCUGAAGUCGAUGUUUAAUACCUACUGGAUUAACACACUUCGUGGGUCACCGAUUUUUGCGAAUUCUGAUUACAUUAACUCGCAAAUCAAGGAUCUUGCUGGAAAGGUUAAGCAGAUUGAGCGUCAGACGGUUCGCUCAGAACGAAACAAAGAUAUUUUGGAGAAAGUUGAUAAAGCGAUUUCUGAUGCUCUUACAAUAGAAGACGAGCUUCAAUGUGGCUUCAUCUCGAUGGAAGUUAAAAAGAGUCUUUUCUCUCGUCCAUUGUGUGUUUGUCGAGACGAGGCACCCACCGAGGAGAAGAUGCACGAA
This is a messenger RNA of Mesorhabditis belari, 999 nucleotides long. The record is from the annotation of a GenBank genome assembly. NCBI's taxonomy places the organism in Eukaryota, Metazoa, Nematoda, Chromadorea, Rhabditida, Rhabditidae.